CUGGAAGGCAUUCUGGGUAAUUCGCUGUUUACUUCCUGCGGCUGAGGAAUCUGUGGCCCAGUUCUUUGCUGUGCUUUUGUCGGAGAGGAUGGCCCUGGAGACGGUGCCGAAGGAUCUGCGGCAUCUGCGGGCUUGUUUGCUGUGUUCGCUGGUCAAGACUAUAGACCAGUUUGAAUAUGAUGGUUGUGACAAUUGCGAUGCAUAUCUUCAGAUGAAGGGUAACCGGGAGAUGGUAUAUGACUGCACCAGCUCUUCCUUUGAUGGAAUCAUUGCAAUGAUGAGUCCAGAGGACAGUUGGGUCUCGAAGUGGCAGCGAGUCAGUAACUUUAAGCCGGGUGUGUAUGCCGUGUCGGUCACUGGUCGCCUUCCCCAAGGAAUCGUGCGAGAGCUGAAAAGUCGAGGAGUGGCCUACAAAUCCAGAGACACGGCUAUAAAGACCUAGCAAGAUACACGGCUGCCAACAUCUUUGCUCCCCGCCUCCUGCAUCUGCUUAUUUUUUGUUAUGGAACUAAAUGGACAGAACUUCAGAGACUUUCCCCCUCCAACUCUGAGACUCAGCAGACUGUUGAGUCCCUGAGCCAUUUUACCUUUGGACUGCUGGUGGUCGGGUGGUUUGAGCUGGUGGAUUAACAGAGACUGACUUGAAUGGGGGGUAGGAGACCUGUUUUUUGCCCUUACCCAUGAGUAAGACUCUGGGUCAGAUGCCAAUAAACAUGAACCCCUAGGAAAGUUCUUAAACCCA
Messenger RNA from Mustela lutreola (European mink), 742 nucleotides. It is a transcript of the gene SUPT4H1, whose product is annotated as SPT4 homolog, DSIF elongation factor subunit. Gene Ontology annotation, molecular function: zinc ion binding; RNA polymerase II complex binding. The coding region runs from base 89 to 442 and encodes 117 amino acids. The transcript is spliced from 5 exons. The record is from RefSeq and is a predicted model, not a curated record. Lineage: Eukaryota; Metazoa; Chordata; Mammalia; Carnivora; Mustelidae. Gene Ontology annotation, cellular component: DSIF complex; nucleus. Gene Ontology annotation, biological process: positive regulation of DNA-templated transcription, elongation; regulation of transcription elongation by RNA polymerase II; mRNA processing.